This is a messenger RNA of Metarhizium robertsii ARSEF 23, 1242 nucleotides long. Its product is annotated as DUF124 domain-containing protein. Bases 1 to 1242 code for a protein of 413 amino acids. The transcript has 5 exons. NCBI's taxonomy places the organism in Eukaryota, Fungi, Ascomycota, Sordariomycetes, Hypocreales, Clavicipitaceae. The record is from RefSeq and is a predicted model, not a curated record.
AUGGCUACGCAGCAGCCUCAGUAUUAUCCUCGUCCGCCAACAUCGCCUCCCGCCAACCGAACACAAUUCUACCCUCCGCCGGCCCAGGGCUCGCCUUUCCAACCCGUCAAUUAUCCUCCCCCUCCCCAGGCUUCUCCAGGGCAGCAGAUGAACUAUCCUCCGCCACCGCAACACACCCCGUCUCCUCAGUUGUCUCACCACACCAACGCCCAACAAUACCCACCGCCUCCCCAGCAAAGUCCAUCUUCUCAGGCUCACCACCAGCGUGCCGCUUCGCACCAGUACCCCCCUCCCCCAACUUCUCCGCCUGCUCCUCAACCGCUCCAGCAGGCUUCCUUGGCCGUGAGGCCAGCGUCGUCAAGUGACCAUCAUCCUAAACAGCAAGACCCGCCCGCAUUUGACCCUCCUCCAUCGUUUCCCGGGAGCAAUGCGCCAUAUCCCCCGGAGAAGGCUGGGCAACAACAACAACAACAACAACAAGAGCCACUAGAUACAAGUGAUCCCUCUAAUCUUUCGGCUGGAGCGCCGCCUGCUGGCCACUUCGUUGGCGCAGGCGCCGUAGUUGAUGAUGUGGGCACUUUCAAUGGCGGGAGCUACCGCAUUAGUCACCGUGAUUCCAACACCAUCUUGACCAUUCAACUGGCUAUAGGCUGUCCUAUGCAAGCCAAACCCGGCGCCAUGAUUGCCAUGUCCCCAUCCAUCACACUUAAAGGAGAACUGAAGUUUAGUGUGAAGAAGAUGAUUGCUGGCGCAGACAUGACAACUUCCAGAUAUGUCGGCCCUGGUGAACUUCUCCUUGCUCCCCCCAUGCUAGGAGAUAUUACCAGCAUCCGUCUGACUGGCCAAGAGAGCUGGGUUGUCGGGCACGACGCCUUUCUCGCGGCCACUCAGGGAAUUAUCAAAGACCACAAACGGCAGGGCCUCGGGAAAGCAAUUUUUAGCGGAGAAGGCUUGUUUGUGUAUAGAAUCAGCGGCACUGGCAUCAUGUGGCUCACAAGUUUCGGCGCUAUUAUUCGUAAGGAUCUUGUGGAUGGUGAGAAGUACAUUGUCGAUAACGGCCACCUGGUGGCAUGGAAUACCAAAUACGUCCUUGAGCGAGUCGCUUCUGGUGGUAUUAUCUCUAACAUGGCUUCCGCAGAAGGCCUCGUCUGCAAGUUUACAGGUCCCGGGACUGUCUUUAUCCAAACCCGUAACCCGAAAGCUUUCACUGCUUACAUGGGUGGUCAGGCUGUUCAAGGCUAA